This is a messenger RNA of Mycetomoellerius zeteki, 603 nucleotides long. It is a transcript of the gene RpL40, whose product is annotated as ribosomal protein L40. Gene Ontology annotation, molecular function: protein binding; structural constituent of ribosome. The transcript is spliced from 3 exons. Gene Ontology annotation, biological process: translation. The coding region runs from base 128 to 514 and encodes 128 amino acids. Gene Ontology annotation, cellular component: ribosome. Lineage: Eukaryota; Metazoa; Arthropoda; Insecta; Hymenoptera; Formicidae. The record is from RefSeq and is a predicted model, not a curated record.
CGCCUGUCGGUCGUUCUAAAUUUUAGUAUUUUUUUUAUCUCACGAUUCUGCCUCCUUUCGAUAAAAAUAAAUUGUAAACCGAAAACUAUUCUGAAUUCGUCUCACAGCAUUUUUUUGAUAAGCCAUCAUGCAGAUCUUCGUGAAAACCCUCACGGGUAAAACCAUCACCCUCGAGGUAGAGGCCUCCGAUACCAUCGAGAAUGUCAAGGCCAAGAUCCAGGACAAGGAGGGAAUUCCGCCAGAUCAACAGCGACUCAUCUUCGCCGGCAAACAACUGGAGGAUGGACGCACUCUGUCCGAUUAUAAUAUCCAAAAAGAAUCGACCCUCCACCUGGUACUUCGUCUCCGAGGAGGUGUUAUUGAACCCACGUUGCGUAUCCUUGCACAAAAAUAUAACUGCGACAAAAUGAUCUGUCGCAAGUGCUAUGCUCGUCUUCAUCCACGAGCAACUAAUUGCCGUAAGAAGAAGUGUGGCCACACGAAUAAUAUCCGACCAAAAAAGAAGCUGAAGUAAACUAGACAGCAAAUACCAUUUUCUAUGUUAUGGAAAUGGAAAUAUAUGUUUCUUAUAUAUGACAUCAAUAAACUACAACUGGUAAACUG